AUGACAAUUGUAGAGGCGGAGUCGCGCGCUGCAGAGAUGCAGGUUGGGUUCCUAGCGACGCCGAAAGGGAAUGGGGUCUCUGACGACCUCCUUGGCGGAGCGGCAGUGAUGAAGGAUGGAGCGGCAGCCGGCUCACGCUCACGCUUGCACGGCCCAGAGGCAGAGAGGAGACGCCGGCGACUGCCAGCGUGGCUCUCGCGGACGCACGCUCAGGAUGGACAGACGGCGCUGAAUGGGCGACGCCGCGUUAUUGCGGGCGUGGACAAAAUAUGUCCUGUCGGAGCAGGCGCGGCUUCGCUUCGUGGGCGGCCAAACUGGGACCGCCAGACCCCGUCCGUCACCACACCCACACCCGCUCACACAUCGCCAUCUCUCCCCAUCCGCUCUCGCUCUCCGCUCCCCUCCCUCCUCACCCUCUCCGCCCUCCUCCUCCUCCUCGCCACCUUUGCAGCACUUCUUUGCCGGUUGCAGGCGUUGCCGCAGCGCCCUCCUCGCUCUCAGCCACUCGACGCCAACUUCUGGCCUGGGUCCGCGACUCCAGCUGCGCGCGCCCGCCUCCCCGUGGACACCUUCACCACACCUGCGCUUUCCGCUGCACUCGUCCGCGGCCUCGUAACCGGUGCGGCUGCGCAGUGCUCAUUUCGCACAAGAGUCGUCAUCCGCAACGGCCUUCCCUGGGUCGCUAGGGCGCGUCUCCCCGGUGCUAGGCAGGGUUUGACUCUGACGGCUCCCGUCGCUGAGAAAAACAUCGACUGCCUCAUCCUCGUCCUCUUCCGUCCGUCUCCCUCGUGGCAUAGUUUCGGCGCCGUUCUUGCAUUUUCACAUCUGCCUUUUGAGUUUCGCUUGGGCCGUGCUUGCCGUUUCUCCGCCCGGCUCCUCGCUUUCCUUCACCACCUAGACUCCGACCGCGCCACGACCGCGCUCCCAAACAGCGUGCAACCUUCAACAUCCACCACGGGCGAUCUAUUCACUUAG
Messenger RNA from Trematosphaeria pertusa, 975 nucleotides. RefSeq lists its product as uncharacterized. NCBI's taxonomy places the organism in Eukaryota, Fungi, Ascomycota, Dothideomycetes, Pleosporales, Trematosphaeriaceae. The coding region runs from base 1 to 975 and encodes 324 amino acids. The record is from RefSeq and is a predicted model, not a curated record. The transcript is spliced from 4 exons.